Penicillium verhagenii is the source of this 507-nucleotide messenger RNA. RefSeq lists its product as uncharacterized. The record is from RefSeq and is a predicted model, not a curated record. The transcript is spliced from 2 exons. NCBI's taxonomy places the organism in Eukaryota, Fungi, Ascomycota, Eurotiomycetes, Eurotiales, Aspergillaceae. The coding region runs from base 1 to 507 and encodes 168 amino acids.
AUGUCCGAAAAGGAUGUGUCACGCUUCCUCAAGCGACCAGGAAGCUCCCCACGAUUUGUGUAUGGGGUUCUCAUGCUUCCCACUGUCUUAAAAUAUUACAUCGGCAUGGAACAACGCUGCGAAAUCCACAACUCCAUGACCCAAGCCACAAUAUCCGGCUAUCAAUUACAUCAAUACGCUGAAUCGAGUUCGCCUGUCAUCACGCCUUCUUCAGAUCCAAAAGCUAUUGUGGAGGGAAUGCUUAUAUUCAACCUCAAUGAGCAGCAACGAAAUGCUCUCUACGAAUUCGAGGCAGGAUUGAUGCAUCUUACCAGUGUCCAGGUGGAAAUAUGUGAGAAAGAUGCAGAUCAGAUGCAUCAGCUUCAUACUGUGGAUGCUGGGGCUUUUACUUGGACCGAUUCUACACAAGGAAUGACUCGUGUUUCUGAUUCUUCCUUGUGUAUUGGAAAGUUUCUGAACAGCCCAUUUUAUCGAUCCAGCGUCGAAGUACGUGAAUGGGGCAAUUGA